AUGAAAAUGUACAAGGAAACGGCAGCAGCAGCGAAACCUCUUAUUCUGUCAGCUAAAACACGUUGUUCUAGUGUUACUGAAAGCUCGGAGUAUCCAGGUGGACGUAUCACAAUUCUCUUUGGUUCUCAGACAGGUACAGCUGAAGGUUUUGCUGAAGUAUUGAAGAAAGAAGGACGAAAAGCUGGUUUUCAUACCCAUGCAAUUGAUUUAGAGAAUUAUAAUGCUACAGAAAAGCUCAAGGAUGAAAAGCUCGUGAUAUUUGUCAUGGCUACAUAUGGAGAAGGUGAUCCAACUGAUAAUGCAGCGGAUUUUAUCAAGUUUUUAAAGCAUAAAGAAAAGGUGGGAGGACAACAGUCGCUGGAGCAUGUGGGCUAUACGGUCUUUGGAUUGGGCAAUACGCAAUAUGAACAUUACAAUGAAAUUGGAAGAAUUGUAGACAAGUUGAUGGAAAAACAUGGCGCAUAUCGAGUGUAUCAUUACGGAGAGGGAGAUGAUGACGCGAAUUUGGACGAUGAUUUUGAUGAUUGGAAAGAGUUAUUGUGGAAAGCACUGAGGAAACAGUUUAUUGCUACGGACGAUGUUGAAAAGAAGGGUGAGGUUGUGAAGAGGGGACAGACACUGUCUGCUCCAGAGUAUGAGUAUGAGCUGGUAGAGAUUCGCGCGUCUGAUGUAGGAAGACUUGCGACUCGAAACAAGGAGGUCAAGAUGAAAGCUUCGACCAAGCAUUUCUUUACGGCCAAGUGCGCCAAGGUCGUGGUAAACCGAGAACUGCGUCAAUCGACUGAAGGAGGUUCGACGGUUCAUGUGGAGCUGGAUCUGCGUGGAACUGGAACGACAUAUCAGACGGCGGAUAAUCUAGCUGUGCUACCGGAAAAUGACACGCGUGUGGUGGAACGACUGGCUACACGGAUGAAUUAUGACUUGGAGCAGUGGGUGUCGCUGAAACCUGUGGGUGAGGAUCUCCACUGUGAGUUUCCGUUCCCAUCGCCGUGCACCAUUGGCGAGAUCUUGACCCGCUACCUCGCCAUCAACAGCGCGCCGCGCAAAGGCCCGUUGAAGCAGCUGGCGUUCUUUGCAUCCGACGUGGCGGAAGAAGCUCGGCUGGUGCAUUUGUCAACGAAAGAGGGUAAAGAGGAAUACCAGCAGUGGAUCGUGGAGGACAAGCGCUGUUUUGUCGACGUGCUUAUGCACUUCCGUUCGGUAAAGAUAUCCAUGCAGGGUCUACUGCAUAUCGUUCCGUUCUUGCUGCCGCGCUACUACACCAUUUCAUCUUCUAGUCUUGUCAGUCCACAGCGUGUGCACGCAACUGUGAGCCUCAUUGAGAGCAAGCAGAGCGACGGUCGUGUGUUCCACGGUGUGUGCUCGAAUUAUUUAAACAGACUGCAGCCUCUCGUAGCGCAUAAGGAUGUUAAGAAAAAGCGUGACAGCCGACCUGGUGACCAGGGUGUCAAGAAAUUGCGCGAGUGGCCCAUUGCUCGUAUAUUUAUACGUGCUUCCACCUUCCGCCUGCCGAAGAAUCCACUCACGCCUAUCAUCCUCAUCGGCCCGGGCACUGGUAUUGCUCCUAUGCGAGCAUUCCUGCACGAGCGCGCUAGAGAGAAAGAAGAUGGCAUGAUUGUGGGCAAGUCCAUUCUGUACUUUGGUUGCCGUCGCCGCGAUGAGGAUUUUAUAUACAAGGACGAGCUGGAUCGAUUCCAGGAGAGCGGCGUGCUGACUGAGCUGCACUUGGCGUUUUCGCGCGAGCAAGAGAAGAAAGUGUACGUGCAACAUUUGCUGGUUCAGAAUGGCCAGGCGACCUGGGAACUUGUUCGUGAUGACGACGCACACAUCUAUGUGUGUGGCGCUACUAGCAUGGGCAACGAUGUCAACAAGGUACUGCACGACAUCAUUGAGAAGUUUGGCGGCCAGUCUAAGGACGAAGCGCAGUUGACGCUCAAGAAGCUUCAGGAUGACCACCGGUAUAUCCAGGAACUCUGGGCAUAG
Molecule: messenger RNA, 1983 nt
Organism: Peronospora belbahrii
Lineage: Eukaryota; Oomycota; Peronosporomycetes; Peronosporales; Peronosporaceae
Source: the annotation of a GenBank genome assembly